Drosophila sulfurigaster albostrigata is the source of this 3218-nucleotide messenger RNA. RefSeq names its product serine protease inhibitor 42Dd. Bases 139 to 1311 code for a protein of 390 amino acids. The transcript has 4 exons. Gene Ontology annotation, molecular function: serine-type endopeptidase inhibitor activity. The record is from RefSeq and is a predicted model, not a curated record. NCBI's taxonomy places the organism in Eukaryota, Metazoa, Arthropoda, Insecta, Diptera, Drosophilidae.
GUGUGGAGGGAGCUGCUUGAAAUGCAAAGCGCAUUGCGCAGCCGCGUCGUGAUUCUUGCGCUCGAUUCCUGGCGCAGCUAUAAAUGACAGCCUCUGCAGCCUUUUCACUUUUAGUCUCAAGGUGUCAACGCAGGCGCAAUGAACAACCACCACUGGCUGAGCUUUCUGCUGCUGCAGCUGCUGCCACUGCUCUGUGUGGCAAACACCAUCAAGGAACGCAAUUUGUUUGCCACCGAACUCUUUCAGACCCUGGCCACCGAUCGUCAGGAUGAGAAUGUGAUCAUCUCGCCCAUAUCCGUGCAACUCGCCCUGGGUCUCGCCUAUUACGGCGCCGAGGGCAAGACGGCCUCCGAGUUGCAGAAGACGUUGCAUGCCUCGGCGCAGGAGAGCAAAGACGGGCUGGCCGAGAGCUACCAUCGACUGCUGCACUCAUACAUCAAAUCGAAGACGGUGCUGGAGAUCGCCAACAAAGUGUACACACGCGAGAAUCUCAAGGUGGCGCCACACUUUCGCGAUGUGGCCGCAAAGUACUUUGACUCCGAGGUGGAGAGCAUGAACUUUGAGCAAGAAUCGAAGGCGGUGCAACGCAUCAACGACUGGGUGAAGCACAAGACGCAGGAAAAGAUCGAGCAUGUGGUCGAUAAGUUGGAGCCCGAUACGAAUGUGGCACUCAUCAAUGCCAUCUACUUCAAGGCUCGCUGGGCACGUCCUUUCAAUGACGAUGACACCAAGGAUCGCGACUUCUGGUUGAGUGAAGACAAAGCCGUGCAGGUGCCCACAAUGUUUGCCGAUAAUUGGUAUUAUUAUGCCGACUAUCCGGAGUUGGAUGCCAAGGCAAUUGAGUUGUUCUUCGAGAACAUCAACUUGACCAUGUGGUUCAUUCUGCCCAACCAGCGUAGCGGUCUCCAGCAGCUGGAACAGCAACUCAAGGGCGUGGACUUCAAGCUGCUCGAGGAGCGCUGGCAAUGGCAAAGUGUCGCCGUCUAUUUGCCCAAGUUCAAGUUUGAGUUCGACACCGAUCUGAAGCCCACACUCAAUAAGUUGGGCAUCAAUGCCAUGUUCUCGGCGGGAGCUGACUUCAGCAACAUCUUCGAAGAGUCGCCUAUUGGCACUCGCAUCACCAAGUUGCAGCACAAGACCUUCAUCGAUGUCAAUGAGAUUGGCUGCGAGGCAGCAGGCAUCAGCUAUGCUGCUGGUGUUCCCAUGUCGUUGCCAUUGGAUCCCAAGACUUUUGUGGCCGAUCAUCCAUUUGUUUUCAUCAUUCGCGAUCAGCAUGCGGUUUAUUUCACGGGUCAUAUUGUGAAGUUUUAGGCUAAGCACAACAUUCAUUUAUUCUCACACUUCAAUUAUAUAAUCAUAAUUUGAAAGCAUUUUAAUAAAUUCCAAUUAUUCGAUACUUAUUUAUAAUCAAAGGUUUUGCAAGCAGGUAUAAAUGAUUCUGGGCAUUCUCCCUCAGCGACGAAUUCGAUAUCUAUGGUGAUUAAAAGAGUUAAAGUAGAUGUACAGGUCGAAUCCAUUAGAAAUCUUACUGCUGAGUCCCUUUUGCUUGCGUUCACAGUUUAGUAAUUCAAUAUCCUUUUGGUCGAUGUUCAGGAAACACCCACUAAAAGCGCAGAUAAGCAUUGGCUUCAAGCUCACUCUACAGUUUAUAGGAUUCACUUCUUCUGGCAGAAUUCUAUGUGCUACAGAGAAGAGAUUUAAGUUUAUUAUUAUAUGAAUUAUUUCAAGUAUCGAGUAUAGACCUAGAAGUGUUAGCAGCAACAGCUCGAACUUCAUCUUGAAAUCUCAGAGAAAACUAUGACUGCUAGCUGGAUGAGUGUCCCAUAUAUAAUGGGAAUUACAUUGAUUAUUUCCACUUUGCAAAUCUGUUUUCUUCAUAAUCAAAUUACGUGGUUUGCAUAGCGGCGAUUAUAGCCGACAUCUGAAGCCUCUGCUUAUGUCAAGCUAAAAAUAAACAUAAGCAAUGGAAACAAAAGAAAUUUUUUCGAGUCAAAUGGGCUUACGUGCGACCCAAAAAAUGAAAAAAACAUAAGGUAAUAAGGUAAACAAGAAAUAAAGGUAAACUCAAAACUCAAACAAAACAAAAGGUAAUGCACUCGAAAAGUAUUUGCUUAAUAUUUAAAUAUGAUCAGUCAAGAGGGGAGAGAUCUUAUAUUAUUUUUCAGACUGUUACUUCAACCGACUGCGUUCGAUAUUUGAGCCAAGAUCUUAAGCUGGGGGAUUGGCUUACACUUCGAAAAGUUGAUCGCCCUGACCAAGAAGAUAUAUAGACGCAUUGGACAUCGGAACCCAUUCGAUGUUGUCAUCCGAGAUGCAUCUAAUUGAAUCACUAAGUAGCCAAAGACAUUAGGAUUAGCUAAGUUGAGGUCAGUUCUGGGGUGUAAACGAGUUUCGGGUUACUUCAGUUCGGAGCGAUCAGAUAAUGGUCUGUCCCUUGAAGCAUUUGUGGCAUUUGUUGCAUUUGUUUUAAAAGCGCCUGCGCCUUUAGCUGCACCUGCUGCAACUGGUGCCUGUUGCUGCCAGUUGAUCAAGCAGUGGAGAGAGAGAGAGAGAGAGAGAGAGAGAGAGGGCGUCAGCGAACCCACUUUAAAUUCCAGUCACAAAGCGAACAUGAAACAAAGAAAAACUUGUCAAGCAAUACAAACGAAUCUAACAAAAAGGGACACGCGAGGGAGCGAGAUGGAGCGCAGACGUGCACUUGGACAGUGCUUGACUGACCGCAGGCGAAGCGAGGGCGCGCUGCAAGAAUUACAAUUACAACGACAAUUACAUGCAGCCAGUGCCAGUUGAAGCAACCAGACUGAAGCAAGCGUGCCCAGUAUUUGCUCUCAACAGCGCACAGCGCUUAACCAGUAUUUCUUGCUCACGAGAGCGAGACGAAAAGAGAGAGCAACUAGUGAGCACAGUGAGCUGCUGUCGGAGUUGCAUUUGGCGUUGUUGUUGUUGUUGGUUUGGAGUUGGCGUCGCGCUGCGGCGUUUUGGAGCCACCGCGCUAAAGAGAGCGAGUGCGAGAGAGCGAGAGCUAACGAUCGCAUCGUUUCGUGCAUGCGAAUACGAACGAGGAUCGUUCGCUCAGUCUGUGUAUUGGUGUCAAACGAGACAGACGAAUUUGGCUUGGCGGCAAAAGAGUUUUUAUCGCGUUCGCUUUGCCGUCGUUUGGCUCGCAUUUUCCUGUUGUGCAUGUGCGUGCGUGUUGCGCGCAACUAGCGAAAAUCGUA